GGGAGAGUAUGCAUGGAUCCCGGUCUGGCGAGAUCUCCGGGCACCCGCCGAGGCUUCCGCGGGCUGAAGUGCGGCCAUGAGAGGAGCGUCCCCAGUGGGUGCGGGAGCGCGGGAGCCUCGGCGGGCGGGCGAGUCGUGGGGAGCAGCGCUCUCUCAGGUCGUGGAGUUCCCGAUCUCCCGAUGGCCCGAAGUCCGGGAGGCAACCCUGGCGCCUGCAGUCGCCGCGCGGCGGUACCGGGGACUAGCUAGACGGAGACAGCGCGCAAAGUCCUGGCCCGGGGUCGUGCAGUCCAAGGGGCUGGAUGGCAUGCUGGACCCAAGCUCAGCUCAGCGUCUGGGCCCAAUAACAGCUUUUCCGAAGGAGCAGCUUUCUGUCCUGGCCACACUGAGGUGCACAGCGUAAUGUCCAUGUUGUUCUACACUCUGAUCACAGCUCUUUGGAUCGGCGUCCAGGCAGAAGCGCACACCCAGAGCAAUGUCCCAGCAGGACACACCAUCCCCCAAGCCCACUGGACUAACCUUCAGCACUCCCUUGACACAGCCCUCCGCAGAGCCCACAGCGGCCCGACAGCCGCGAUAGCCGCCAGGGUGGCAGGGCAGACCCGCAAGAUCACCGUGGACCCGGAACUGUUUAAAAAGCGGCGCCUGCGUUCACCCCGCGUGCUGUUUAGCACCCAGCCCCCACCUGCGGCCGCGGACGCUCAGGGUCUGGACUUGGAGGCCGGCGGGGCCGCCCCCUUCAACAGGACUCACAGGAGCAAGCGGUCGUCGUCCCACCCUGUCUUCCACCGCGGGGAGUUCUCGGUGUGCGACAGCGUCAGCGUGUGGGUGGGGGACAAGGCCACCGCCACGGACAUCAAGGGCAAGGAGGUGAUGGUGUUGGGAGAGGUGAACAUCAACAACAGUGUAUUCAAACAGUACUUUUUUGAGACCAAGUGCCGGGACCCCAAUCCCGUCGACAGCGGAUGCCGGGGCAUCGACUCGAAGCACUGGAACUCAUAUUGUACCACGACCCACACCUUCGUCAAGGCGCUGACCAUGGAUGGCAAGCAGGCCGCCUGGCGGUUCAUCCGGAUCGACACGGCCUGCGUGUGUGUGCUCAGCAGGAAAGCUGGGAGGAGAGCCUGACCGGCCCGACAGCCCUCAACCUCUCCCAGCUCCCCCCUCCACACUCUCCGGCACCCCUCCCUACCUCAACCUGUAAAUUAUUUUAAAUUAUAAGGACUGCAUGGUAAU
Molecule: messenger RNA, 1236 nt
Organism: Globicephala melas (long-finned pilot whale)
Lineage: Eukaryota; Metazoa; Chordata; Mammalia; Artiodactyla; Delphinidae
Gene: NGF
Product: nerve growth factor
Biological process (GO): positive regulation of collateral sprouting; nerve growth factor signaling pathway; cell surface receptor protein tyrosine kinase signaling pathway
Cellular component (GO): dendrite; axon; synaptic vesicle
Molecular function (GO): nerve growth factor receptor binding; growth factor activity
Source: RefSeq, a predicted model, not a curated record